Messenger RNA from Austrofundulus limnaeus, 1931 nucleotides. RefSeq names its product olfactory marker protein a (gene ompa). The transcript is spliced from 2 exons. The record is from RefSeq and is a predicted model, not a curated record. The coding region runs from base 1043 to 1537 and encodes 164 amino acids. Gene Ontology annotation, biological process: signal transduction; sensory perception of smell. NCBI's taxonomy places the organism in Eukaryota, Metazoa, Chordata, Actinopteri, Cyprinodontiformes, Rivulidae.
AGAACCUCAUCUGUUAGAGCGGUUAUUAUUAAUUAUAAGAGUGUUUAAACUAAAAUUAAUCUCUGAAAACAAAUAAGUAUUUAUUAUCGCCCCUCAACACUAGUCUUUUAUCUUUAACUAUCAGAAUAAAUCAGCUUAAAAUUUAAGUUUGGGCUUUUUUUUCUUAUGAUAUAUUCAUCCAAACACUAAAUUACAAAAAAGUCUCAGUUUCUACCUGACGUGAGCACCAAUGACAGAUUACAAAGUUUUUACCAAGGGAAUGCCAUUCAUCCGUAUCCUGAAAGUAAUCCCUGCUGACAUCGCAUUAACGUUGAUGUAACAGAGUAACACAAACACACCGACAUCAUUCGAAGACAGGUGGAGGAUAUAAAUAAGCACGAGAUCCAUUGAGCCGAGACGAGCCGAGCUCCUGGGGUCCCUCAGGAAACUCCCAGCGUUCCCUCCUGUACGUCAUCAACAUCCCUGUUGCCUAGCGCCUUCUACAUCACUCACCUGCUCUACACCUUUAAAAUAAUAGACUUUAGACCUUUUAAAUUAAAUUGUUUCCAUAUUAUAAUAUAAUAAGAUAUUUAUAUGAGCAUUCUUUAUUCGUUUUUUGGGAAAAAUUACGACCUUUAGACUCAUUUUAUGCUUCAUUUAUGUAUAAAAAUCACUCAUAUUCUCAUUAAAAUGUAUAAAUGAGUGGUUAACGUCACAUAUCAGGCAAAAUUAUUAACGGGAUCACAAAUAACGACACAACAAUGCUGUCAGAAUAAUUAGCUCUUUGAAUCGAUUUCAUGUCCCAGAGCUCUCCCGGUCCUCUCAAGCCAGUCAAUAUGUCCUAACCAAAACUACCCUGUGGGCAGGAGGGGGGGAGGAACCGGCUGUGGGUUAAUGUGAGAAACUGGUACACAGUGAUGGAAACAGUCAGGAGGGGAGGAGGCGGUGAUGAGUCUAUAAAACGAAGAGGGAGGGAUGGAGAGGGUGAGACUAAAACAAAAUAUUUGCCACAGCUCCAUCCAUCGCUGCACCUAAAACCAGGAGCGCGACCACGAAGACGGACAUGGACACGACUCCCUCUGAGAAACUGGUGCUGGAAUUUAUUAAAGACACGGCUCUGACGGAGAUGAUGCGUCGUCGCGUGUCCUCCCUCCAGAAGACCGGACAGAAGCGUCAGGACGGCGAACGCCUGCUCCUCCCGCAUGAAGCCGUGUACCGCCUGGACUUCUCCGUCCAGGAGCUGAACUUCUCCCGCUGGUACUUCUCGCUCUCGGGCCACGGCCGGGUCACCGUCACGGGCAUCUCCCAGCACUGGACCCCCGACCUCACCAACCUGAUGACCCGCCAGCUGCUGGAGCCCAUCGGGACGUUCUGGCGGAACGCCGGGGACCCGGAGGACUCGCCGCUGAAGUGGCUGGAGGCGGACAUGCAGGAGUUCGGGGAAAGGAUUGCGGAGCUGGCCAAAGUGAGGAAGGUCAUGUACUUCCUGCUCGCCUUCAAAGACGGAGCAGAGGCUGCAAAUCUCAGCUGCUCCAUCGAGUUCAUCCCAGAGAAAUGAUCGAUAACUCUCAGCCAGUAGAACCCUCGUCCAAACACUAGGAACGCAUUUAAAUGUUUGUUUUUUCUCACCAUCAACAUGUUCUCCACACGUCUACGUUAUCUGUACUCAUAGUCCCAAGAAAGCUAAAUUUAAUCCAUAAGUAUUUAUAAAAAAGUUUAAUUAGUUAUUUAAUAAAAGAACAAAUGCAAAACAAAAAACAAUAAAGCAAAUAUUUUAAUAGUAACUCGUUUUACGUUUCUCAUGGUGUUAAUAUUGUAAAUUUUUUUGAAAUCAAAACCUUUUGGAGGUAAAACAACAGUCAAAUCAAUUCUUUAGUCCAGUGGUCCCCAAACUACGGCCCGCGGGCCGGAUCUGGCCCGCCUCCCCCAUUUGGUCCGGCCCCAGAACAAUA